This is a messenger RNA of Abrus precatorius (Indian licorice), 884 nucleotides long. RefSeq lists its product as uncharacterized. The transcript is spliced from 3 exons. The coding region runs from base 111 to 752 and encodes 213 amino acids. The record is from RefSeq and is a predicted model, not a curated record. Lineage: Eukaryota; Viridiplantae; Streptophyta; Magnoliopsida; Fabales; Fabaceae.
AAAGUAGUGGUAAUUACAAUACAAAUGAAUAGCAUGCCACUCUUCGCUGUCACCGGGAAGAGGUUCGACGACGAGGAGAAGCUUCAGAUCCUCCGUCUCCUUGCGAGUCCAUGGCAACUCCCACGGUACCGUCGAAAUCAUCCAAGGGAUGGACGAACAACGUUUCCUUAAUAGCAGCUACCAUCUUCUUCGUCCUCAUCAUCUUUCAGAUCCCUCUUUUCAGGGUGACUUGCAGAUCUGGUGUAUGUACAACCCCUUUGCAUGUCACGUCCUCACAGUUAAUUGCAAGUGAGAUCUUUCCUGCUGUUGUUGUGAAGGGCCUUCUUUACCCUGGGGCUGCAGUAAACGGCCUCAUUCCCAACAUGAGUUUUCCCAGUUGGGAUAAUUUGUUGGACUUGUAUAACUUAACUGCUGUGAAGGAAGCUUCUGCAGUAACUGAUCUUCAGCGCUUGGAGGUUCUUGCAGGAAGCUACUUCUCGGUGGCUGGAGCACUUGUGGGUAUUUUAAAACCCGGGAGAAUGAGCAUGUUUGGGACACUUCUUAUAAUUUGGGGACUGGUCAAAGAAGGGAUUUUGGGAAAGCCAGUAAAUUCUGAUCCUUCAAAAGCCGUGUACGUCUACCCAACAAUGGUGAUUGCCUUGAUAUGUGCUUUCUCAUCUGUUAAGUAUGACUUGAAGAAGGCUGUUAGGUCCGCCCCUGUCCGGUCCACUGCUAGACCACUUCAGGGCUCAUCUAAGUCUAAGCUGAAAUAAGUGAUUCUCAUGUUGACUAGUUAAAAUUGUAUGCCUUCCUCCCAAAUUCAUUUUGGAACAUACAGUUCAGUUUUUCCAGAAGUGUGACCUCUUUUUACCAUAUUCUUAUUAAUUGAUUGAGCUUUUUGAUCU